Molecule: messenger RNA, 5499 nt
Organism: Oncorhynchus masou masou (cherry salmon)
Lineage: Eukaryota; Metazoa; Chordata; Actinopteri; Salmoniformes; Salmonidae
Product: phospholipid phosphatase-related protein type 4-like
Exons: 7
Coding region: 109-2562 (817 amino acids)
Biological process (GO): signal transduction; phospholipid dephosphorylation; phospholipid metabolic process
Cellular component (GO): plasma membrane
Molecular function (GO): phosphatidate phosphatase activity
Source: RefSeq, a predicted model, not a curated record
GAAACCACCAGCUACAGAAGCAUAAUCUCUUACAUUGCCAAAAUUACGGGCGGAAUUAAAUACAACUCUCUGUCUCCAGCCUCUCAAAGGAGAGACAGGAGGUUCAUCAUGUCUGCAAAAGAGAGAUUAAAAGGGAAGGUGACCAAAGACAGCGUUACCUUACUGCCAUGUUUCUAUUUCGUUGAGCUUCCCAUCCUGGCCUCCUCUGUGGUCAGUCUGUAUUUUCUGGAGCUGACAGAUGUGUUCAAACCGGUGCGGUCAGGUUACAGCUGCAAUGACCGAAGUCUGAGCAUGCCCUACAUCGAGCCCGCUCAGGAGGCCAUCCCCUUCCUCAUUCUCUUCAGUCUGGCCUUCGCUGGACCUGCAGCCACGAUAAUGAUAGGAGAAGGUAUCCUGUAUUGCUGUCUGUCCAGGAAAAAGAGUGGGGUCAAAACAGAGGCCAAUAUCAACGCAGCCGGCUGCAAUUUCAACUCGUAUAUACGGCGAGCUGUUCGGUUUGUUGGGGUCCAUGUAUUUGGCCUAUGCAUCACGGCUCUCAUCACUGACAUCAUCCAGCUGUCGACGGGUUACCACACCCCCUACUUCCUGACAGUGUGUAAACCCAACUACACCAUACUCAACAUGACCUGUGACGACAGCUCCUUCAUCAUAGAGGACAUCUGUUCUGAUGGAGCAGACCCAGCCGUCAUCAACUCUGGCAGGAAGUCCUUUCCCUCGCAGCAUGCUACUCUGGCUGCCUUCGCUGCUGUCUAUAUCUCUAUGUACUUCAACGCGACGUUGACAGAAUCCUCCAAGCUGCUGAAGCCCCUGUUGGUCUUCUCCUUCAUCAUGGGUGGCAUCAUCUGUGGGCUGACCCGCAUCAUCCAGUUCAAGAACCACGCCAUCGACGUCUACUGUGGCUUCCUCAUCGGAGGAGGGAUCGCCGUCUACCUGGGUCUGUAUGCAGUGGGUAACUUCCAGCCCAGUGAGGACACAUCCAGACAGCAACUCCAGCCUCCCCCACUCCGAGAGCCCCCCAGGAGCAACACUGUGCCCAACGUCAGCCAGAAUGCAGGUCGCCACCUGCAGCCCAACAGCCUCAACAGCAUGAACAGCCUAAAUAGCGUGAGCACCGCGGACGGCCUCACCGCGGCCCACCCCGAGACCAUCCUGACCCGGGUGCCCUCCUGCCGCGAGUCCAGCUCCCUGAAUAAUCUGAAGAGGGCCAGCGCCGAUUUGGAGUGCAUCACCCCGCCGAGUCCCAUGGGUAAACAGGACUGUCUGGUGACCUUUAACAGUAGCACGUUACCCAGGUCACAUGGUGGCUCACUACCCGAGGAGCACCGCGUCCCUCGCCGCCACGCCAGCAUCCACUCCUCCAUGGACUCCACGCGCUCCAAGCAGCUGCUGUCUCAGUGGAAGAGCAAGAACGAGAACAGGAAGCUCUCUCUUCAGGUGAUGGACAGUGGGGUGGUUGUGGGACGCCACCAUUCAACAUCCUCCUCCUCCUCGCCUCAGAGGACCAUGGAGCUGAGGUGCAGCUCUGAGCCAUCCGCCAUGGGCCUGGAGGCAGAGCUCCGUGCUCAGGGACACAUCCCCGCCCAGUACAUGAAGCUGGCAGCCAGCACUGUGCCACUGUCCAACCACCUCCCCCACAACGGGGGCAGCAGCGGCCUGGCAGGGGGGGCCCGCGUGUCCAUCCAGUCCCGGCCAGGCUCCUCCCAGCUCGUCCACAUCCCAGAGGAGACGCAGGAGCACGUCAACAGCGGCACCUCCAGUAGGGAGGACGAGGAUGAUGACGACAGGGAGGAUAACUAUGGCGGCGGUGGGAUUCCUGGUGGGGGAGGCUCGGUUCGCUCCAAGUGGCUGAAGGAGGGCACCCCCUGCAGGACUAACAGUCUAACUAACCAGCCACGCAUCAUGCAGGUCAUCACCAUGUCCAAGCAGCAGGGUCUGCUUCAGCACGGCAGCCCCAAGAGCUCCGAGGACGGCAGCGUGGUCAGCUGCACAGGCUCCAUCCAGUACAAGGCCCUGAUGGACCAGGAGGCCGGCCAGGGGAUCGUGAGGGUGGAGGCCCAUCCAGAGAACAAGCCUGUGAUCAAGCCUCCGGACGGCAGUGGCUCCUGGAGGUGGAAGCCCCAGGAGCAGCGUGGCAGCAUCCGCCAGGCCUUCGAGCUCAACGACCUCAACCGCGACACGGAGAGCUGCGACUCGCUCAAGGACGGCUACGGCUCCUUCGAUGGCAGGAGGAGCCAGACAGGCACCGACACCGGCAGCGAGCAUGGCGGUGGCAGCGGGGGAGGCGGUCACCCACACGUGCACCACCCUCACUACCACCACCACCACCACCCCCACCAAGGCAUCACCACCAUCCGUGUGACCCCUGUGGAGGGACUAGGAGGAGGAAGCGAGGCCGCCUCCGAGACCCUCUCCAUCGCCUCCAGCAGGGAGUCCACCCUGCGGAGAAAAGGCAACAUCAUCCUGCUCCCGGAUAGAGGUCAGAGUCCAGACAACUCCAGGAACUAUUUCAAAGGGACCUCCCCCACACCGCCCCCCACCCUGGGACUGGCCUAUAGAGAGUGAACAGCUGCCCCAGUCAUCCCUUACCCUUACCAUUCCCCCUUACCGCCCAUGUGGUGGCCUAUCUGUCCCCCCAUGAGUGGCCUUCUACACUGGGUCUAGUCUGGAACCCACAAUAGGACCAUUGAACACAUUCAGCUAUGACUGUAUAUUAUCAAACCCAUCAUGGAUUCAGUGGUGUUAACUGGGCUGGCUUACCUUUUCCAGUGCCAUUCUAAAGGUCAUAAUUCAUUAGCUAGCUCAGUGUGUCUAGUACAGGAAGGCCACUACAGUGUUUUUCCAUUCUGCAAAAAUCUGUUUUUUUGUUGUUUUCAGCAGUUUAUUGUUAGACUUGGUUUGAUAGGACCGAAUUAAAUAUAUUGGUGUGUGUUCUUUGAGAAAUGCAGUAAAAAUAUAUAUAUUUUAAACAUUAAAUAAUGAAGUAAGCUUUAUGUGAAAGAUUUUUGAGUGCAGACCCAUUACACCUCUGUGUUUGUCUGAAUUUACAUUUUUUACGCACCAACCAAGCACCAUGGUUCUUUUUUGAUUUGAAAAUGAAACACUAUCACACACAAUGGUCCUUUAAGAAUGCAGGAGAUGCUGGAAUAAUCGCCACAAAGUCAUUUUGCGCACACCUUUCAACCCUUAUUUCAUUACAUAAACUUCCAUUUGACAAGCACAAGUACUAACUCUUUUAAUACAAUGGCUAUAGUGGUUUUAACUUUCAAUUUGAUACUAUUUGUUAUCAACUUGCAAGAGGCUUUGAUGGCAAUGAACCAUGCAGGUUAUGUAUUAAGUUGAUGGACAUGAUGUUUUGUAGGCCUUUUCCAUUGAUGUACUGUGCGCUUUCUCAGCAACAUAUAAAUGUCCUUGUGUAAUGUGACCGUGAUUGGGUGUUGCACUGCAUAGCAAUGCUGGAGGGGCUUUUCAUAAGACGACAUACAGUACCAUGACAAUUGUGAAAAUACAUUUUUAUAUUUUUUGCUAUGUACAUAUUUAUAGUUCCCCCAAUUGAUCUGCAACAAUAUUCAGAUGUCUUCAUUGGCUUAUUACUAAUUAUUGAUAGUCUAUUUUAACAAAUAUGGGUUUAUUCAAUGUUGUUGUUUUUAGAACUUGCGGGAUAUGAAUUCGUUUGGCAGGUGAUUUAUAACAGAGCAAUGUUUUAAGAAAUCACCAAAUAUUAUCCAUGGGUUGCAAAAUUCCGUUAACUUUCCCCAAAUUCCCGGGUUGUACAGAAAUCCUGGUUGAAUUCCCUCACGACUCCAGGGUUCUUCCAACUGGGAUUUCUGUAAAAACCUGGGAAUUUUGGGGAAAUUAACAUCAUUUUACAAUCCUAAUUAUCGCUGUGAACACACCAGUCUUUCCCUGUGCUUUAGCCACACAUUGUAUCCCUCGAACAGUAUAACAUGCUUUUCUUAGCUUACAAGGGCAGCAAAUGAAGUAUGUUAAUAGACUACCAGGGGCAGUGGAUACAGUACCUUAAUCAAAUUAGUUUUGCUUAAAGACUGGAAAUUUAAGAGGGACUUUAUACUUUGCAUCCUGUAUUGCCUUUGACGAAGUAUACUAAUAAGUAUUCGCUGUUUUUUGAUACAGUGACCUUUUUCCUAUUAGCAACCUGUAGGGUAGUUUAAGAAAAUGUUAGUUUUUUUCUGCAAAAUGUUUAACAGCUGUACAAGUUGUUAAUGCUACUUACUGUGCACUCAAAUAUUUUUUAAGUAAAUGUAUCUAUUGAUGAGUGACAUAAAAGGGAAACCACUCUCGGUAGAGGCUGCUCUUCCUGGUACAUUGAUAUGCGCACAAUAAUUGAUUUAAUUGUCCAGUUUGAUUUUCCUGAUUGGACAAUGUGGCAGCAGAGCCUGUGCUGGGAACUUUGGUUAUGCUGUUAGAUUCAAAUCAAUCAUACAUUAGUGUUCCUUGGGCGAUAAUGAACCAUGCACGAUUCAGGACUGAGGAGAGAUUGUAUAACGGCAAUAGCAUCCCUCUCCCUCCCACAAUAGAACAGUAAACAAGUGAGUCAUACUCAGUAUCCAAACUACGUAAGUGCAAAAAUAACAUUACAAACACUACCAUUGGUUAGUGGCACUGUAAUUCUAACAUUACUCUAUGUGUGUUAUAUGCUGCCAUUGAACAAUAUAAUUGUUCAAUGAAAACCUUUCAAUGAUUUUUAUCCAGUUUGUUGUGCAAAGGUAGGGCCAAUCAACAAUACAUGAACGGAAGUGUAGCUUUUACAGUACAUAUAGUAUACUACGCUGCAGAGGAAGCUGGUGGGAGGAGCUAUAGGAGGAUGUGCUCAUUGUAAUGACUGGAAUGGAAUAAAUGGAAUUGUAUCAAACACAUCAAACAUACGGAAGCAUAUGGAAACCAUUUUUUUCAUUCCAGCCAUUACAAUGAGCCCGUCCUCAUAUAGCUCCUCCCACCAGCCUCUGAUACGCUGAUACCUUUAUAAAACUGCCAAGAGCUUACUGUUCAUAUACAUCAGGGGUCUCAAAGACAUUUCACCCGGGUCCACAUUCUGUCUUUAAUGAGGCCUGCGGGCCGUCAGUUUGAGAUCCCUGAUAUACAGUGCUAUGUGCAUAGAACACUAGCUUAACUCAUGACACCUGAGAUAGCUACGAUAGUGUUUACACUCGUUUUUACAGUGGUCAUAAUAUGCCAGUUGCAUUUGGAUUACCAAUAUAAGUCAUGUAUUGAGCUUGUUUGUGUUUGUACCAGAGGUUGGAAAUUAUUUUCCAAUCGUUUCGUUCUGAACAGUACCAACCAUUCUUUUUUUUUGUUCCUUUACACUGUUCCGACCAGCUAAAUAAAGUUCUGAAACGGUUCAAACCCCAAAAAUGGUUAAUAUCGUUCAUUUCUGUUCCUUUUUAAACCUCUGAAAUGAAAGUUAUAAAUAUAUAUAUAUAUUUAAAUGACUUCAUCAAUCAGUGGAUAGAGCAGCUUGCUAUGGAGCUAUAGGUGUUUACA